Phyllopteryx taeniolatus (common seadragon) is the source of this 3098-nucleotide messenger RNA. It is a transcript of the gene dtl, whose product is annotated as denticleless E3 ubiquitin protein ligase homolog (Drosophila). Lineage: Eukaryota; Metazoa; Chordata; Actinopteri; Syngnathiformes; Syngnathidae. Gene Ontology annotation, molecular function: protein-macromolecule adaptor activity; protein binding. The transcript has 15 exons. Gene Ontology annotation, cellular component: nucleus. Bases 514 to 2475 code for a protein of 653 amino acids. The record is from RefSeq and is a predicted model, not a curated record. Gene Ontology annotation, biological process: mitotic G2 DNA damage checkpoint signaling; proteasome-mediated ubiquitin-dependent protein catabolic process.
UUAUACUGGGCUGGUGUCUGUAAAUACAUUACAUUUGGCCAUGCCAUUUACUAUAAUAAAAUUUGACAUUGCUUAUCCAAGUGAGUGUUUCUCAUCCGAUCUUAUUUGAAACCCACACGCAUUAGAAGACAAGAAAUCAAGGUUUUUAGAGUAGCCUUAAUUGUGUUCCACCUUAACUGUCACUUACUAAAUCAAGAAAGAAAAUCAUGUUUAUAUUUUCAAAUUUAGUUUCCAUUUAUUUUCAAGUUUAAUGGUAAUGUUAUAUUUUUAAAAGUCAAGUGGCGCAAAUAAAGCGGAAAAGGAAGUCCGUCCAGAGCGGAAGUGGCUGUUUGGACCAAUGGUUAGCGCAGAACACUGGGUGAGCGCGGAAAUCAGUCACUGCGUUCAGACGAUCUGUUCGCGGGAAAGAACAGCCACAUUAACACAGAGAACUAGCACCAGUUAAGGUGCUAACCAAAUUUUAAGAUACAUAUAUUUUAGGAUCAUAAGAUCGGGUCCCACUGAAGCACAGGCAUGCUUUUCCGUUCAAUAGUUGACAAUCGCAUCGGCAGAAAAAGGCAGAAUGCGUUACCUGCACAUCCCUGGACCAAGUACCCUCUGAGCUCCCUUCUCAAAGGCUACCAGUGUGUUUGCCAUGAUGAACACAUCUCCUAUGGGAACCUCGGCGACUCGGUGCCCCCAUUUGGAUUAUCUUUCUCCUCCGCAAGGGAGAUUCAGGAUGUUCUGGCUGUGGCAAAUGAAGAAGGCAUUGUUAGGCUUUACAACACAGAGGGACGAGGAAACCUACUUCUGAAAGAAUGGCUGGCUCAUGACAAUGCCGUCUUUGACAUAGCAUGGGUGCCAGGGGAGUCUCAAUUGGUGACUGCUGCAGGCGACCAGAUGGCCAGGUUGUGGGAUGUGAAGUCAGGCGAGCUGUUAGGUAGCUUCAAGGGCCACCUCUGCAGCCUCAAAUCUGUUGCAUUCGCUUCAGAGGACAAAGCUGUGUUCUGUACCGGUGCAAGAGAUGGAAAUAUUUUGGUGUGGGAUACCAGAUGCAGCAAAAAAGAUGGUUUCUACAAACCGAUGAAACAAAUCCAGGGUGCUCAUAACAAAGCAGAGACAAACCCCCCAUCGAAAACAAAGAAGAGAAGACUCAGCACCCGUGGCAUGGCUCCUAGUGUUGACACCCAGCAGAGUGUCACUGUGGUUUUAUUUCAAGAUCAGCACACUCUCAUCUCCUCGGGAGCAGUUGAUGGAGUUGUUAAAAUGUGGGACCUGAGGAAAAACUACACUGCACACCAUCACGAUCCUGUAGCCCUGCAGACAUACCCAUAUCCUGGUUCUUCAAUGCGCAUGCGUCUUGGUUAUUCUGGGCUUGUCCUGGACUCCACAAGGUCUAACAUCAUGUGCAACUGUACCGAUGAUAACAUUUACAUGUUCAAUGUCAGUGGGAUAAAAACUACACCAGAGGCAAUGUUCAAUGGCCACCAAAACUCAUCUUUUUACAUCAAGUCCACAAUUAGCCCAGAUGACCAGUUCUUGGCCAGUGGUUCAAGUGACAACCACACAUACAUCUGGAAGAUCUCUGAUCCCAUGCUUCCUCCCAUGACACUUCAAGGCCACAGUGAGGAAGUGACAUCUGUUGCAUGGUGCCCAACAGACUUCACGAAGAUUGCUUCCUGCUCUGAUGACCACACUGUACGCAUCUGGCGCCUUCAUCGUGAAAUGGACGGCGCACAGUCGUCAGUGGGAGAGGCCAAUCUCGUUGGCUGGGCACGUCCUAAGAGUCCACACAAACCUUCAAACAACUCUGAGUCAACCCCUGCUAAGGACCCGAGAGCCGAGAGCAUUGCAGGGCUGGCCUCUCCGCGUCUCGCUGCUUGUGCUCCGAAUGUGGCUGCCUUGCCUCUACCCUCCAGCACUACUUCACCUGUCCAGUCUCAGCAACCCAAAGCCUCUAAUUGUCAAAGAACCCCACAUUCCAUCAAAUCAUGGCUAUCCCCGAGACAAGGAUCUCCAAACCAGAAAAGCCCUCUCCUGCGUAAGGUUCUGAGUCCGUGUCCACAGUGCCCGGAGGACUGCACCUCUCCUACGCCACCACGAGCCAAACGCAGGCUGGAGACUGCCAACAGUUCGUCUGAUGAAUGUGAGGGCGCAAAGCAGUGCGAUUGUGUCUCAGAACUGUAUCAUGUUGCCAAAAGGAACCGGGCCCAGUCAGGCAUCUGCUGCCCAGCUCAGGAGGGUCUGCUACAGACAGACAAUCGUAUUGAGGAAGGGAGAGCAUCAUCAAAACAGAAUGGCAAAGAAAACUCCAGCCCUCAAGUGACAGACUGGCUGUCAGUGAUGGGCCAAAAGAUGAGAGGAAGCUCUAGUAGCCCCCGAAGCCCCAGUGCUGCCAAAAAACAAGCAGGCAAGACGCCAACUUCACCGACUUUGAGCUCGCCACAGAACAUGAAAAAAAUCUCCUCCUAUUUCACAAGGAGACCCACAGAGUGACCUACGGAGAUUUUUUAGAAUCCAAUAGUUUCUGUUUGAGAUGCUGUAUUAAAGGUGAUUUUAACAGGAGACUACAAACUGCUUUGUACUGUAACAUCUGUACUGUACUGUAACAUCACUCAUUCGUUUAACUUGAUAUGUUUAUACACAUCUAGAAUGUGGCACAACCUUUGACCGUUUCAUAUUUAUUGGGACAUAGUUUGUAAGUGCCCCAUAAACCUUUAUGAUGCUGUUCAGAGUGUCGGAUUGACAAGUUUAUGGUGGAAUUUUUGCUGAGUAAUUCUUUUACUGGGACAAGCUAUAUUUACGAUCUGCUUUUGACACGACUUUAUGAGGUAGUUUAUGCAAAAACAUUUAGACUUUUGAGAUCUGUCCCAUGAAGUGUAAAAGUUAAAUUACCAGUUUUAUUCACUGUCUUGGAGCCCUUUUAUGAACAUGUGUAAUUAUUCCUUGCUGCACAUCAGCUUUUAUCUGCUCAGCAUUUUUUUUUGUGUAUUUUUGUUGUUGUUGUUCUCGAGGAAAUACUCCAGUUGUUAUGUACAAAACAGCAAGUGAUUGUUGCAUGGUGUGUUUGUGACGCACAGUUGAGUGGGCAGAUUUCUAUUAAAAUUAAAAUAUUUGUA